AUUAAUCUGUAUUGAUAGAGAUUAUUAUAUAGGAAAUAUAUUCAAAUUAUAAGAAAACUCCAUUAGUUCCCAUUUGAAUAUUAGUUCAUUUCCGCUUUACAUCAGAUGGCGCCUCGAAAAAAGAUAUACAUAUAUUUUCUCUAUCUAGAUUGUCAUUAGACUAGAGUAGUAAUAGAAUCGAGUACAUUUCGUUUGAAAUCGCAUCUAUCUGUUCAGAUUUUAUAUACACGACAAAUUUACUAUACAUUGCGAAUGAUUAGUUUAUGAGUUACUAUGUUUAUUUGACAAUAAUUAUAUAUACGUUAUUUAUAUUAUUUUCAAUUCAAUGUUUGAUACCACUUUCUUAUUUGUCGUAAAUUCAACAUAUUUAUAUUCACUUUCAACUUUAUUGUUAAAAUAAAAAGAAUAUCACAAAUAAAAACUUUGUGAUAAUAUAUUUAACACUAUUUAUAAACUAUUUAUAUAGUGUAUUAUUAUUCACAUAUACAUUACAGUAAUGGUGGAGACAGCAUGUGAUCCUACAAUUGAAAGACAUUUAAAAGGUCACAAAGAUGCAAUUACUGGUCUCCAUUUUCAUCCUACUAAUAAUCAACUUGUAUCCAGUAGCAUGGAUAAAACUUUGAUGUUAUGGAAUUUUACGGAUUCAAUCAGAGGAUAUAAAUUAAAGGCGCAUAAAGAUUCUGUAUUAGAUGUUAGCUAUGCCCCUUCUGGAGAAAUCAUAGCUAGUGCGUCCAGAGAUCGUUCUAUAAGAGUAUGGAUACCUAGAAUAACAGGACAAUCUGUAGAUUUCAAAGCACAUUCAGGAGCUGUAAGCUCAUUGCAUUUCUGUCCAAAUGGAGAACGGUUACUUAGUGCAUCCCAUGAUAAAAUUUGUAAAUUGUGGAUGUUGUGUAAAAGAAAAUUUCUUUUAUCAUUUAAUGGACAUACAAAUUGGGUCAGAUGUGCUAAGUUUUCUCCUGAUGGUAGGCUUAUAGUAUCAUGCAGCGAUGACAAAACUAUUAAAUUAUGGGAUGUCUCUACUGGACGAUGUAUUAAAACUAUUAAUGAAGUUAAAGCUCCUGCUGUAUAUGUGGAGUUCCAUCCAAGUGGCGGUGUUAUUGGAUCAGCUAAUAUAGGUGGCUAUGUAAAAUUAUAUGAUUUAAGAACAGGCUCAUUGUACCAACAUUAUGCUGUUCAUAAAGGUCCUGUGCAUGUUGCAAAAUUUCAUCCAAAAGGGAAUUUUAUGUUAACUGCUUCAGAAGAUACUACUAUGAAAGUUUUAGAUUUAUUAGAAGGCCGUCCAAUUUAUACGCUUAAAGGGCAUAAUAAUGCUGUUACAUCAAUUGCAUUUUCGCUUAAUGGAGACUACUUUGCAUCGGGUGGUGCUGAUUUUCAGCUUUUAACGUGGAAGACUAAUUUUGAUAAGGAUGAUAAAAAUAGAAAAGUUCCUAGAAUAUUAAUGCCGCCUAUUCAAGAUAUAAAAUACAAGGAUAGAUGGUUAAAUGAAACGGAUAUUUAUGAAGAAAAUGAAGAAUACGAAGAACAGCAAGAGUUGUUAUUAUCAUCACUGGAAUCUAUGAAAUCUAAAUCUGAUACAAAAAUUUGUAAAGGAUCUAUUCCCAAAUUACCAAAUGAAAAUAUAGAAGUUAAAGUGAUUAAUUUGAAAAAACAGAAACAAUAUAAAAAGGACAGAGAAGAAGAUUCUUUGUGUAUUGGAGAUAAAGUACCUGAUUCGUGUUCUAGUCAAAGUAAUAAUAUAAUAGAAAUGCUAAAUGAACAAGUAGAAUCACUACGAAAUACUGUUCAUAUAUUAGAACAACGAUUAAGUGCAGUCGAGAAAGAAUUGAAAUAUAAAUAAAUAAGUGAAUAUAAUCAGAAUUAAUUAUAUAAAAUAAAACAAGUUUGUUACAAGUUAGUAAAUAUAAUCUCACAUCAUUUACAUUAUUUAUAUAAAAUAAGUAACACUUUUUUUUCUCUUUCAAAUUAUAUAAUUUCUUCGUUAUGUCUGAACAUUUUAUAAAAUUUCCAGAAUUAAAAACAUAAUUUCCUGAAUAUUAAAUAAUCAAUUGAGAUGUUCAAGAACAUCAAAUUAAUAAUAUGAACAAUUAGCUACUUUCUCUAAAGUUUAUCAUUGAUGAGUUAAAAAUUGUAGGUUAUGUGAGCUUUUUGACAGUUUCAAUCAUAAAAAGUUUAAGAAUUUCUAUAACAUUAUUUAAACCGAAAACUCUAACAUUAAUGAUAAUUUUCGUGGCUUAAUUUGACCGAUUUAGUUAUUUAAUUUUUAUAAAAAUAAAAUAGAAAACAAACUUCAAGUGACCAAUAAAUUAUGAUUAUAACGGACUGUCGGAAAGAAAGCACAAAAGGGGGAGCCUCUCGUCAGAUAUAUGAAAGCAAGAGAACAAUUCAUUGCUUCCAAUUGUAUGCAUUUAGUUUGCUGAAAUACUUUGAAGUGUUCUUGUACGAUUAUCUUUGUAAUAAGAACUUAUCUUUUGAUAAAAAAACAAUUGAUAUUCCAAGAAGUAUCGUUGUAAAAAGAGUAAUCUUGGUGUUUGCCACGUCAAACUUUAAAUAUAUUUUUUCGUUGAUAUGUCGUCACAGGUUUACGAAUUUUGGGUUGAAAUGACGUGUGAGGGAUGCGUUAAUUCUGUUCAAAAUGUGCUUAACAAAAAGGAAGGUUUGUAAGGUGUUAAUGAUGUAAAAGUAAAUUUAGAUAAUAAAAUGGUUUCUGUGAAAACAACAUUAUCUUCCGAUGAGAUAUUACAAGUUAUCAAGAAAACUGGCAAGGAGUGUAAAUUUUUAGGCAUAAACAAAUAAAUUUGCACAAAUAUUACAAAUAUAACUAUACACAAUAAUAUUAUUACUUUUCCCUCUUUUGCCCAUUAUGCAUUAUUAACCUAUUGUAAGUAAUCACAAAAUUAUUAUACCAAAUUAUAUUUUAUUAAAUUCAUAAGGUGAUUUAAUUAUGAAAUAUAAAUUAAUAAAAGUA
Molecule: messenger RNA, 2965 nt
Organism: Vespa velutina
Lineage: Eukaryota; Metazoa; Arthropoda; Insecta; Hymenoptera; Vespidae
Product: POC1 centriolar protein homolog A-like
Exons: 7
Coding region: 497-1837 (446 amino acids)
Biological process (GO): cilium assembly; copper ion transport
Cellular component (GO): centriole; ciliary basal body; cytosol
Molecular function (GO): metal ion binding; copper chaperone activity; protein binding
Source: RefSeq, a predicted model, not a curated record